Purpureocillium lilacinum is the source of this 1128-nucleotide messenger RNA. The record is from RefSeq and is a predicted model, not a curated record. NCBI's taxonomy places the organism in Eukaryota, Fungi, Ascomycota, Sordariomycetes, Hypocreales, Ophiocordycipitaceae.
AUGCUCGACGGCACCAUCAUACAGCUCAGAUCCGUCUGCAGUGCCAACUUGGUCACGGUCUCAGCCUUUGCCGUGGCACUUUUGUCAUUGCUGCUCGCGUAUUCAAAGACGCAGAGAUGGAAGCGCGAUUCGGCGGCGUCUCUCAACGGAGCGGCGCUCGGCAGGAGCGACAAGGCGGCUUUGAUCGAGCCGCUGGACCAGUUUGAGUGGCAGGUGGCGGACCGGCGGAAAAUGCGCGUCUUCAGGCCCAUAUACAACAUCUCCAUGGGAAUCAAGACCGACACGCCAUCGGAGCUCAUCACCAUUGACAAGGGCUACCUCGACCGCAUCAAGCACCGCCAGCACCUCCUCUCCAACUUCCCCGACACGGUCCUAGGCUACGUCCCAGGCGGAGAGGCCCCCGUGCGAGAGCUCUACCGGUACCUCCUCACCGAGUACCUGCCCGCACGCUUCCCAUCCCUGUUCCGCCUCAGCGAAAACGUCGGCGGCGGCGCACUGUUCGAGAACCUCGUCGCCGGCACAUCCUUCCCCGUGAACCCCCCGCAGGACACAAGGGACGCGCUGCGCAGCCUCGGCGAGAUCGUCGAGGAGGAGCUUUUCCUGCUGCUGCCCACGCCCGAGGGCCACCGCCUCGUCGCGUACGUGUGCUGCUUCCCGUCGAGCUUCGACCCGGCGGAGAAGCUCGGCAAGCUGCUCAAGGACAUUCACGCGACGGUGCCGGGGUACGACAAGAUUGGGCCGAGCAUGGAGCGGUACUUUGCCAAGCUGGCGGUCGGCAGGCCGGUGAAGAGGGCGAAUUGGUCUGUGCAGACUCAUCCGGAGCUGUUUGCCUGCCAAGCCAAUCCGCGCGUUAAGGAGCACGAGGAGUCGCCAGACCAAGAAGUCAAGAUGGACGAUACAUUUCUGCGCUCCGAGCUGCAGACGCUUAGCCGCCUGCCAGAGACGCAGGCCAUCCUCUUCAGCUUCAAGACGUACCUCUACAACGUCGCUGAGAUCAAGGACGAAGGCAGGGGCGCCGAGUUCGCCGACGCCAUCGACGGGCUGCGCCAGGGAAACGUGCCGGACAUGUGGUACUACAAGGGGGCGCCGCGCUGGGCCGAGGCGGUGUGCAGCUAUCUGCGGUCAUGA